This is a messenger RNA of Antechinus flavipes (yellow-footed antechinus), 4916 nucleotides long. RefSeq names its product exocyst complex component 8 (gene EXOC8). The transcript has a single exon. The coding region runs from base 93 to 2270 and encodes 725 amino acids. The record is from RefSeq and is a predicted model, not a curated record. Gene Ontology annotation, cellular component: exocyst. Lineage: Eukaryota; Metazoa; Chordata; Mammalia; Dasyuromorphia; Dasyuridae. Gene Ontology annotation, biological process: exocytosis; intracellular protein localization; Golgi to plasma membrane transport.
GGCUUCCGCCCUUCUCCCCCGGUCCCUGAACUCCGCCGGAGUUGGGUGGGUCUCGGCGGCUGCGGAGACCGUGACAGUGACAGGGGGAAGUGAUGGCCAUGGCGAUGUCGGACAGUGGGGCGAGUCGCCUGCGGCGACAGCUGGAAUCGAGCGGUUUCGAAGCGCGGCUGUACGUGAAACAGCUGUCGCAGCAGUCGGACGGAGACCGGGACCUGCAGGAGCACCGGCAGCGGAUCCAGGCGCUGGCCGAGGAAACGGCUCAGAACCUGAAGCGCAAUGUGUACCAGAACUACCGACAGUUUAUCGAGACGGCGCGCGAGAUCUCCUACCUGGAGAGCGAGAUGUACCAGCUCAGUCACCUGCUCACCGAGCAGAAGAGCAGCCUCGAGAGCAUCCCGCUCACCCUGCUCCCAGCCGCCGCUGCCGCGGGAGCGGCCGCCGCCGCCGGGCCCGAAGAGGGCGGCGGCGGCCCCGGAGGCCGAGACCACUUUCGAGGCUCGGCCGGCUUCUUCCCGGGCCACGGAGGCGCCUCCCGGGACAGCCAGAGUGCCGGGGAGGAGGGCAAGCAGCGGACGCUGACCACCUUGCUGGAGAAAGUGGAGGGCUGCAGGCACCUGCUGGAGACCCCCGGGCAGUACCUAGUGUACAACGGAGAUUUGGUGGAGUACGAGGCGGACCACAUGGCUCAGCUGCAGCGGGUACACGGCUUUCUCAUGAACGACUGUCUGCUGGUGGCCACCUGGCUGCCCCAGCGCAGGGGCAUGUACCGAUACAAUGCCCUCUAUCCUCUGGACAGACUGGCCGUGGUCAAUGUCAAGGAUAACCCGCCCAUGAAAGACAUGUUCAAGUUGCUGAUGUUCCCCGAGAGCCGAAUCUUUCAGGCAGAGAAUGCUAAGAUCAAAAGGGAGUGGCUGGAAGUGCUGGAGGAAACCAAAAGGGCCCUCAGUGAAAAAAGGCGAAGGGAGCAGGAGGAGGCGGCCGCCCCCCGGGGCCCACCCCAUGUUUCUUCCCAGGCCACAAACCCUUUUGAGGAGGAGGAUGAGGAGGAGGAACCUACAUCCCCGGAAGUUGAGGAGAAAGUGGACUUGUCCAUGGAGUGGAUCCAGGAGUUGCCGGAGGACCUGGAUGUCUGUAUUGCCCAGAGGGACUUUGAAGGGGCAGUAGACUUGUUGGAUAAAUUAAACCACUAUCUGGAGGGCAAGCCAUGCCCACCUCCUGUUAAGGAGUUGAGGGCCAAAGUGGAUGAGCGAGUCAGGCAACUCACUGAAGUGCUAGUCUUUGAGCUUUCCCCGGAUCGUUCUCUACGAGGGGGUCCUAAGGCCACUCGAAGGGCAGUUUCUCAGUUAAUACGACUUGGCCAAUGUACCAAGGCUUGUGAGCUGUUUUUGAGAAACAGGGCAGCAGCUGUGCACACAGCCAUUCGGCAGCUUCGAAUUGAAGGUGCCACUUUACUUUAUAUUCAUAAGUUAUGUCACGUCUUCUUCACCAGCCUCCUUGAGACUGCCAGGGAGUUUGAAACUGAUUUUGCAGGUACCAACAGUGGUUGCUACUCUGCCUUUGUGGUUUGGGCCCGUUCAGCUAUGGGCAUGUUUGUGGAUGCUUUUAGCAAGCAGGUGUUUGAUAGCAAAGAGAGCUUGUCUACAGCAGCUGAGUGUGUGAAGGUGGCUAAGGAACAUUGCCAGCAGUUGGGUGACAUUGGGUUAGACCUUACAUUCAUCAUCCAUGCUCUCUUGGUGAAGGACAUCCAAGGGGCUUUGCACAGUUAUAAAGAAAUCAUAAUUGAGGCCACCAAGCACAGAAAUUCUGAGGAAAUGUGGAGAAGGAUGAACCUAAUGACUCCAGAAGCAUUGGGGAAACUCAAAGAAGAAAUGAAAAGCUGUGGGGUGAGCAAUUUUGAACAGUACACAGGGGAUGACUGCUGGGUGAAUCUAAGCUACACAGUUGUGGCCUUCACUAAACAAACUAUGGGCUUUUUAGAAGAAGCUCUGAAGUUGUAUUUUCCAGAGCUACAUAUGGUGCUUCUAGAGAGUCUGGUGGAAAUAAUUUUGGUUGCAGUUCAGCAUGUGGAUUACAGUCUCCGAUGUGAACAGGACCCAGAAAAGAAAGCCUUUAUCAGACAGAAUGCAUCCUUUCUAUAUGAAACAGUCCUCCCUGUGGUGGAGAAAAGGUUUGAACAAGGUGUAGGGAAACCUGCCAAGCAACUCCAGGACUUGAGGAAUGCAUCUAGACUUAUUCGAGUAAAUCCUGAAAGUACAACUUCAGUAGUCUAAUACACAGUAUUUGUAUUUUUCCCCCCAGUGAGGUCUGUUUGUCUAUACAGCAUUACUAGUAUAUUAUUUAUAUAACACAUUAAAAUCAUCUUUAUAUCCAGAACAUAGUUUAAAAAAUAAAAGUGAAAAAAGGUCAUCUCUUUUGUAAGAGUUCAAGAUGAGAAUGUGAAGAGUGGGGAAAAAAAGGAUAAAUUUUAUCAAAGGAGUAAAAUCAUUAAGAUAAUUUGAACUCAUUUAAUAUAUUCUUUAAUUAUCUUGAAUCCUUAUAGAUUGUUGGUCAUACCACAGUACUUUACUUCAUGAUCUUAGGGGCCAAAUCACAUUGUAUUAUUAGUAAUGUGUAUUUAUGCAGCACACAGAAAUACCACAUCUAUAAUUACAUGCAAAUCAAACAUAUCAAAACUUUAUUUCCACGUUUUAUAAGUCACUGGAUUACCAGAAGAAUUUUCUGUGUAUCUUCAAAGGUAUAGUGCCAUAUAAAACACUCUUAACCUAAGAUACUUUUUUAAAAAAGAGUGAUUAAGCUAUUCAUAGACUCAAAAAAAUUGGUAGCUUUAACCUUAAGGUAAAUUUCAGGCUAAAAUGUUCAGGAAGACAGUUUAAUUUAUUGAAACUAUGAGAACAUGCCAGUCCUUUUAGUAUAUUAGAAGGAAAAGCAUUAAUAAAAAAUAGUGCAGUUAAUUUUGUUAGCACAAUUUGAAUAAACUUAAUUACAUUUAGUUGGUUACUAUCUUUUAAAAAUCUGCUUUGGAAACAAAAUGCUUGAAAAAUCAGCGUUAUGACUCAUUUGUUUCUUGUUAUUAUUGAACUUUAUCAAUUUUUAUUUCUUUUUCUUUGUGACAUGUAACAGUGUGAGGAAUAUUUCACACUAUUAGCUGCUUGAGAGUUCUACUUUCGGAUUUUACACUGUCAGUCUGCAGGUGGGGGGAAAAGUCUUCAUUAAAAAAAUAUCUUUUAGAUUCUAACCUCUUAUUGAGGAAUCAAAAGAAUGAUUAGAAUGUUAUUUCUCAAACAAAUACUUUUUUGGCCACAUUUACUGAUAUUGAAGAAAGUUGCAUUUGAGUGUUGUAGAAACCACUAGUAAGACUUAUUCUUGGUUCAUCAUUAAAAUGAAUGUAAUGUUUUAUCUUAAUUAAAUAACCAAGUGCUUUUAAAGGGUUUUGGGCUUUACAAGACUAGUUUGACUCACUAUUUCAACUGUCUAAUGGAUAGACUAUAUUCCUUAUGCUCUGACUCCUUUUGUGCCACUCCACUAUAAUUGCAUAGGCUACAGAAAGGGUCAGCACAGGACCAAGGACCACUUAAAAUUUUUUCUUUGAUUAAUGAGUUUCUAUGGCCAAAUGAUUUACCACCUUGUAACCAGCAUUCUUUCUUUACACAACACACUGUCUAUUUUAGGGACUUAAUUUGGUAGAAUCUUCCAAAGUUUAUGCUUUGUUGGCUUAGCCUUUGAGAACCCAAGAUGUUUCAUACUAUAGUGAGGGCAUAUUGAAAUACUGCAGCUUAUUCUUUCCUUGGCUCUUAAUUGUAACUUCGGCCACAGGUACCAUUUUUAAUGGUGUCUUUUCUGUCAUUUAAAAAUUGGUAUCAAAAAUUAUAUAUAAUUUUAGAUGGAUUCCAAAUAGCCAAGGCUUCAUGACUGAAUUAAUUACCAAUACACUUUUUUACCAAAAUUCCAGGUUUAAUGAAUUGGUUUCUCAUAAAACCUCAGGGUUAUUUUGAUAUGUCAAAUGGGUAGAGACAAUUAAAAUGUACCUUAGUUAAUGCUAUUGAAAGAUUCAAUUUCAAAAAGGGUUUUGUUUUGUUUUGUUUUUUGGUGAGGUGGGCAGUAUUAAAAUUUUUAUUUUUAUGUGCCAUUUAAUGUCUUUAAAAUCUUUUGGAAUCAGAAAGUCUGUAAAUGAUGUAGGAUAUUUGAAAUGAUGUUGGCAAAAAAUUUUUUUAAUUCAAAAAUAAGGCAUUAAGUAAUGAAAAAUUUAAAAAUGUACUCACAUUAAUUAUUCCUUUGAAUAGGCUGCUUUAAAAAAAAAGUCAUUGGAAAUUUUUUGUGCUGCUUUACCAUGGUUAUAAUGAUAGAAAUAGAGUUUGGGUGGGUCGACUAGAGUAGGGAGAUGAGUAAAGUUCACCAAAGUCAGGGUGGCCUUUGUGUCAAAUUGCAACAAUUUGUGUAGGAUCAUUAGAAGUGGAUUACUAUUAGGUUUCAGAGUGAUGCACUCUGAUUUUUUUUUCUCCUGUUAAGUUCCAAAGUAGGUUAUAAAAACUGAAUGUAGUUAGGAAUUACCUUGAAAUGGAAUGUAGAUUGUAAUAUUCAGCUUGAGUUGAUUGCCUUUCCUAUUUCUAUUCAAGAGUGGAGAACACAGAUGAUUUAAAUAAUUGCUCUUCUAAAAAGCUCUGUGCAACUCAGGCUUGUUACUUGUUGAAAGCCCCAUUUUACAUAAUUCCUGCCAACUCAAACCCAUUUUUGUUUAAACUACUAUCAGUCAUAAUUCAUUUAGGCAGUAUUGGCAUUUUAUAAUUGAAAAUUUGGGGCAUAGGAAGUGUUGUAUAAAGUAAAUACACAUUUUGCUAUUGGCAUUGCUGUGGUGUGAAUGGACAUUUGAAAUGAAAAAAAAAAUAAUAAAACCUCAAAGUUUCUUACACUGGACACAA